Brenthis ino (lesser marbled fritillary) is the source of this 2214-nucleotide messenger RNA. NCBI's taxonomy places the organism in Eukaryota, Metazoa, Arthropoda, Insecta, Lepidoptera, Nymphalidae. The record is from the annotation of a GenBank genome assembly.
AUGUUUGCGCGAGUUUCAGUCGGCAGGAGAGUCGAGGAGACGCGAGGAGCGCGCGACGGCCCGGACUUGUCUGAUGCGAGCACGCGAGCCGCGCCGCCUCUCUGCGCACUCACCGUUCAGUACGACUGGAAAACCUCUGAAGUAGAGCUUGAUGACUUAUCAGACGUGGACAUAACAUUGCUAACGCUUAGAAAACCUACGGAAUUGAAGAAAGUGAUUGAUUCUAUACCUAAACCCUCACGAGCCGUCCCAAAAAAUGGAUUGCCACUCUGGUACAGACUUGGGCUCGAAUGUAAAUUGCCAGUGCCGAAAAUGCCGGAGGGAAAGAUUGUGUUUUCGCGCGGAAAAAUCGGGGAAGAUGUACGCCGCCUGGGUCUAGGAGGCGGACCGCGUCCUACAUUCGACUUAACCGACCCGUAUUGCAACAAUGUCUCUUACGAUUACGUUCCUAUGCAUGAUCCACACUUGGCUCAUCAUUUCGCACAAAAACCCGCCAGAAGUAGAAUGACUUUGCUAGGUUUUUGUACUAAAGACGGCAGAGCAGUUUGUUCACUAAAAGAGUUUAAUCAAUACAGAAAGUAUUUGUAUAAUCAGUUUAUGGGUCGAAUUCAUAUGGAGAUAAAGCAUUUGAAUGAAAGAGCCAAAGAUGACCUAACCCUCAAACGUGUAGACGUGGAUGUGGCGCGGCGCUUACAUGCGUUCACUAAGGCGGAGCGUGCGAGAGAACAUUUAGAGAGGGUUGCCCAGGAACACGCUGAUGAAUGGGCAGAAAAAAGGAGACAAGCGAAAGAACAAGAGAGAAAAAUUCAAGCUAGAAUGAAAUAUCUAGCAGAGUUCAAUGAGAAACAGCGCAAAGAGAGAGCUGCUCGCGCUCACGAGAAGGAAAAUAGAAUCAAGCAGAGAGUGCAGGCUGCCGCUGAAAUGGAACUACGACGUAAAAUUACAAUGGUGCGACAAUGGCGUAGCAAUGAAAGGAAAAGAUUGAACAGAUUAAAGCAAGAAAGAGAAGCAAAACAGAAACGUUUAGAAGAAGAGGCUAAUAACAAAUGGAAGGCUCGUGUUGAUGCCCAAAACCUAAAGAUUCAAGAAGAGGCCCUUCUUCUUAAGCUUUACACGGAUGAUAUGAAUGCUGCCGCCACCAGAAGAGCCAAGAAAGCGGAAAUUUAUGCAUACAACACUGACUUGGAACUACAGCGAAUUAGAUUAGCUAAUUUCAAACUGAUGCAUGGAGGUACUGCGAAGGCAGCACAGCUUGUCCGCAAAAUGGGGAACGAAUUUGAGAAGUCAAAGCGUGGCGCAAAGGGCAUGAGCCCUGAACUCGCACAACGUUUAGCGGUGGAAGCUAUGACAUCAGCAGUGUCUACUCAAGGAGAUGCACUCAUGACUCUAGGACAGGCUCGGGCUCGAAUGGACAUGGAAACGGUUCUACCUACUGCGCCAAUUAAAAUUCUGGAUGAGAUGUUGGAAACUGCUGUGAUGGAGUUCGCUAGACGACGUGUGGACCAUCUGCUACGUGAUAUCCAGCGGUUGGUUCGAUCAAGAGCGGCACUCGUGUUCUUCCAAAACUUUCGUCCUAGCACUGUGGGGAGGAAACGGGCAUCCAAAGCACCGAGGUGGUCUGUCCAAGUGGCGACGGAGUUGGCGCGCCAGCACAUGAACGGGCGAGGCGCCUCCAUAGCUUUUGGCGACAUACAAAAUAUAGCAGCGGAUACAACUACGGAAAUGGACAUGAAAAGCGUGAAAGACCGUCCGCCAACACCUGUGCCCUCGAAGACGAAAUUAGCAGAAGUGACUUUCUCCGAUCGUGUUGAGGAUUUACCUGAUCCCGUCUCUGUGGGAACUUAUUUGCCUGAGAGAAGAAAAUUGCUCGAGAUGAUUAAUGUCGCAGCAAAAUUGAUGUCUCGUUCAGUAAGCCAGCGAGUGCAAAAGGGUAUGGAUCCGAUUGUGGGGACGGUAACUCUACCACAUAUGAGGCAUUCAAUGGAAUGGGGUGAAGCGGUGGAAGGGUUAGCGGGCGCGGUGGUAGAUAACAGAGUGCACGUCGAAUGCGCGGAUGUACGGCGUACCAGUGAAUUCCUCGCCCACCGCAUACUACGAUUGUUGCUCAUUGAAAUGCGUCAACAGAAACAGAGGCAUAGUCUAGCGGUUCACAUCCCUACCACACAUCAGUACCACAGAUUGAUAAUAGUUAAAGAAAAAGUACAGACGGACAUA